AAAUGAGAACCAGAAUCAUGAAUUUAAAUGAAAAAAAUAGAGAAUCCAAAAUUAUAUUUAAACCAAAAGAUAAACCAAGCUCACAUUCCAAAGGUUGUUCGUGAUAUUUAUUAGUAUGAUUUUUUUUAAGAAGAUCCAUAAUAUGUUACUAACUUCUAUAAAUGAACGUUCCUAGUAUGAGCCAAAAUAUCACCCCCUUAGUUAUGAACUUAAUUAGCCAAAAAUGAGAGAAAUGCAGAGUGAGGUAAAAUGGGAGAAGAAGGAAGAGGAGGAAGAAAAAGAAGAAGCAGAAGCUCAAGUUGAAAUAUGGAAAUACAUAUUUGGUUUUGUAGAACUAUCUGUGGUCAAAUGUGCAAUUCAACUUGGCAUAGCUGAAGCCAUUGAAAACCACAAAAAACCCAUGUCACUAUUAGAGUUAUCAUCAACUCUAAAAUGCGACCCUUCAUAUCUUAACCGCAUCAUGAGAUUCCUAGUACAUAGGAAAAUAUUCAAAACCAUAUCUACCAACCAUGACAACUAUCCCAGUUAUGUUCAAACACCACUUUCUCGCCGUUUGAUUCGUAACGGCGAACAUAGCAUGACUGCUCUUCUUUUAUUAGAGAGCAGUCCUGUAAUGGUAGCACCUUGGCUAAGUCUAAGUGACCGUGUUUUGGUAAAUGGAAAUCCAUCUUUUAAGAAGGCUCAUGGUGAAGAUCUUUGGAGCUAUGCUGCUUCAAAUAUUGAUCAUAGUAAUCUUCUUAAUGAUGCUAUGGCUUGUGAUGCUAAAGUUGUCGUGCCUGCUAUUGUUGAAGGUUGCAGUGAGUUGUUUGAUGGUGUUGGAUCAUUAGUAGAUGUUGGUGGUGGGAAUGGUACCACCUUGAGCAUCCUUGUUAAGGCUUUUCCUUGGAUUCAAGGUAUCAACUUUGACCUUCCUCAUGUCAUUGAUGUGGCUCCAAAGUUUGAUGGGGUAGAACAUGUGGCAGGUGACAUGUUUACAAGUGUUCCCAAAGCUGAUGUUGUAUUUUUUAAGUGGGUUUUGCAUGAUUGGGGGGAUGAAGAAUGCAUCAAAAUCUUAAAGAAUUGUAGGGAAGCUAUACCAAAAGAAAACGGAAAAGUGAUUAUUGUGGAAGCAGUUAUAGAAGAAGGAGGAGGAGGAGGAAAACACAACAAGUAUGAAGACGUAGGGUUAAUGUUAGACAUGGUGAUGAUGGCACACACAAGCAUUGGCAAAGAAAGAACACUGAAAGAAUGGGAGCAUGUGAUUAAAAUGGCUGGAUUCAACAGAUUCACUGUGAAAUCUAUCAAUGCCGCACAGUCUGUAAUUGUCGCCUCGUGCUAAAAUUAUGACAAAGGAAGCACUGCAAAAACAAUUAUUGUAGUGGAAAAAAAGUUUUGUCUGUCAUGAGUGUUUGAACUUUGUUAUGUUGUAUUUGUAUAAGUGGGACACAGUAACGCUUUUGUAUACAAGGCUACAAGCCCCUGAACUUAAUUUAUUAUAAAUGUCCAUGAUUGAUUGUGUGAUCCAUAUUUGGUAAGUACUAUAAAAUAUUUAAGUGUACCUUUUUUGGUAUAGGGGACCUCAUAAAUGGGUUAUCGGAACCAUCUAACGGCUAAAGA
Vicia villosa (hairy vetch) is the source of this 1596-nucleotide messenger RNA. RefSeq names its product acetylserotonin O-methyltransferase-like. Gene Ontology annotation, biological process: methylation. Lineage: Eukaryota; Viridiplantae; Streptophyta; Magnoliopsida; Fabales; Fabaceae. Bases 224 to 1318 code for a protein of 364 amino acids. The transcript has 2 exons. The record is from RefSeq and is a predicted model, not a curated record. Gene Ontology annotation, molecular function: S-adenosylmethionine-dependent methyltransferase activity; protein dimerization activity; O-methyltransferase activity.